AUGACGCGGGCAAAAAGAUCAACAUCUACUGCUAAUGUGAAUGGUUCAAGAAACAAGACUCGGCUCAGACAACAAGCUUCCAUCACCAGCUGGCUGUCUAACCUACAGAUUAAGAAUGAAACCAGGCAAGACGAUUCUGCCGCAAGCGUGGAGGACUUGUCUGUCACUGCCCACAGCUAUUCACCCACUCCAGAUCUCAAGGAAGAAGAGACGAAUAAAAUGGAAGAUGUGAUCCAAGAGCAACAACUGACCUCAGAUGACGAAGACUCGAGCUGCAGUAGCGAUAAUCAUACUGUCAAGACAGAUGCUCCAGUGACACAUUUAUAUCAGGAGGAUAAUGGAAAUGAUACUCUGCCUGACCCCAAAGAUCCCAACUUUUACUGUCGUGUGUGCAAGACAACCAAUACAGCGCUAUGGGAAUACAGGAAGCACUGUACAAGAAUACAUCAUAUGAAACUUGAUACCCUGAAAAAGCUGUACAAGCCCAUCCCUGGGGUCAAGCCCGAUCCCAAGGAUCCUAAUAACUAUUGUCGAGCAUGUCAAGCCAGUUUUCCCUCUGCAAAAGCCUUUUCAACGCAUCUCAACAUGAAACACUGGGCUGAAUUCCCUGCAAAAGAAUUGAGAAAGAGAAAAAACACGGGUGGUAUCCCAGACAUGGACGACAAGAACUCGCACUGUCGCUCUUGUGAUGCUGAAUACAAGCGAACGACGGACGCCUAUCAUACUCAUUUGGUAACCAAACAUAAAAUGAAUCUGGAGAAUAUCAGAGCUUUCAAUCAAGACGGCAAGAACAUUGAGAAUGCGCACACGUACUGCCUCUCUUGCAAAGCAUCGUUUAGCUCACUGGGCAUGUAUGUGAAUCAUUACAAGACCACGCAUAGUGUCAGAAUGACCAACCGGCGCACAUUUGACCCCAAUAUCAAGCUGGAUCCGGAUGACCCCAGUUUCUGCUGUCGAUCCUGCAACCUGCAGUAUGCCAAUAGAGCCGCUUAUCGAGUACACUUGAAGGGACCUCACAAAAUGAUACUGGGAUCCUUACUGGAAAUCAGUGUAGCCACACCUGGUGUUGAGCCUGACCCUGAAGAUCCAAACUUCCAUUGUCGCUCCUGCAACCGCACGUAUGAAACCAAGGGUGAUUACAGAAUUCAUUUGCGUGUUAUGCACAAGUUGAACUUAAAGCCAAUGUUUGCCAGACCUCAAAAGGACAUUGAGCCUGAUGUGGAUGAUCCAAACUUUUACUGCUGCUCCUGCAAAAAGACAUUUGAAAAUCGACACUCUUUUAGAAAUCAUCUGAUGGCCGUGCACAAGGUGACUCCAUUGCGCACCAUGACGCAUCCCAAUGCCGACAUUGAGCCUGAUGUCAACGACCCCAAUAACCAUUGCCGCUCUUGCAACAAGACGUUUCCACACAACAGGGACUACCGUGCUCACCUCAGAUCUCGCCAUAACAUGAAGCUGGAGCCUCUUGUCAAACUGUGCACGCCAACGCCUGGAAUCCUCCCUGAUCCCGACGAUCCCAAUUUUUUCUGCCGCUCCUGUAUUGUGGGUUACUCCAAUGUGUCCGAUUAUCGAGGCCAUCUCAAGCGAAGACAUGGCAUGAAAUCGUCUAUAAAGAAAAUCGCGACAACACCGAACCCCAACAUUCUCCCAGACAUCCAUUCCAAGGAUUUCUAUUGCAUAUCUUGCGAAAAGCAGUUCAACGAUAACACCCAUUACCGUAGUCAUCUGCGCUACAGACACAAGAUCAAGCUAGACAGGCUCAUCCACAAUGCAUAUGAUGUUGAUGCCUCCAUCAUCCCAGAUGUAGAUGACCCUAAUUUACACUGUGCAUCGUGUAAGGUUACCAUGGCAACCAAAGCCAAGUAUCGUGCACAUUUAAAAUUUGUUCAUAAGAUGAAGCUGGAGCCGUUGAACAAGCCUAACCCGAAUAUCAUCCCUGAUGCUGAUGAUCCCAAAUCUUACUGCAAGUCCUGCAAACGAACCUUGAAAAAUGCACAGUGCUACCGCAGACAUCUGCGCAAAGUACAUAACAUGCGUCUGUCGCCCUUGAUACGCCGAGGUAAAAUGAAUACUGAGGUGAAACCUGAUCCGAAUGACCCAAAACAUCAUUGCGUCUCCUGUGAUAUCACAUUUCCCAACAGACGUCGCUACAAACUGCACUUGUCAUAUAAGCACAUAGACCUCAUGAAACCACCUGUGGACGAUGGCGGUUCCUACCUCAAAGUAUCUGAUUUCGACGUUGACAAGCUCUACUGCCAUCUAUGUCGCAAAACAGCCAAAGACGAAAAGUCCUAUUCUCAGCACUUGAGAACGCAACACCUGGUAGUAUAUACAAUGUCGAAAAAAGACAAAGGAGGGAAACGAAAGUACUAUCCUAGACCUGAAGUGAUCCCUGACCGCAAUGAUCCAAACUUCUUUUGCAAAUCAUGUCAGUACAAGUUUCCUGAUUGGGAGCGCUAUAGAUAUCACCUUGUACAUUUGCACAAGAUGAAGAUUGAGAGAACAGGCUCUUGCAACCCAACGCCAGGCAUUGUGCCAGAUGUCGAUGAUCCGAACUAUUACUGCAAGUCAUGCAAGAGGUCAUGGUUGAAGCGAGAGAGCUACAGAGACCAUCUACGAAGAGUGCAUAAGAUGAAGUUACCUGUGACACCAAAGCCAGUUUGGACUUGGGAGAACCCUGAAGAGGCAGCGUUAGCAGCAGAGGCAGAGGCAGAGGCAGAGGCAGAGGCAGAAGCGUCUAACAGGAAUGACAUGAUGGACACAUCUUGUCCCUAUACUGAUGUCAAGGUUAGCAUCAACAGAUUGGAUAACAUAAUGACACUAAAUGAGCCACUGCCUGUGCCUGUAAAGUUGGAAACGACAGUACUGGAUCAGCCCAUAGAGGACUAA
Mucor velutinosus is the source of this 2889-nucleotide messenger RNA. RefSeq lists its product as uncharacterized. Gene Ontology annotation, cellular component: nucleus. Bases 1 to 2889 code for a protein of 962 amino acids. The transcript is spliced from 2 exons. NCBI's taxonomy places the organism in Eukaryota, Fungi, Mucoromycota, Mucoromycetes, Mucorales, Mucoraceae. Gene Ontology annotation, biological process: regulation of transcription by RNA polymerase II. Gene Ontology annotation, molecular function: DNA-binding transcription factor activity, RNA polymerase II-specific; RNA polymerase II transcription regulatory region sequence-specific DNA binding; zinc ion binding. The record is from RefSeq and is a predicted model, not a curated record.